This is a messenger RNA of Insectozyma verbasci, 966 nucleotides long. The record is from the annotation of a GenBank genome assembly. Lineage: Eukaryota; Fungi; Ascomycota; Pichiomycetes; Serinales; Debaryomycetaceae.
AUGGUUCAUCAUAAAGUUACAAUUGUUGGUUCUGGUCCAGCUGCUCAUACAGCUGCUAUUUAUUUGGCAAGAGCAGAAAUUAAACCAACAUUAUAUGAAGGUAUGCUCGCAAAUGGUAUUGCUGCUGGUGGUCAAUUAACAACAACAACAGAUAUUGAAAAUUUUCCUGGUUUCCCAGAUGGUAUUGGUGGUACUGAAUUAAUGGAAAAAAUGAAACAACAAAGUGAAAGAUUCGGUACUGAAGUUAUAACUGAAACUAUAUCAAAAGUUGAUUUUUCUGCAAGACCUUUUAAAUUAUGGACAGAAUUUAAUGAAGAUUCCGAGCCAAUUACAACAGAUGCUGUUAUAAUUGCUACUGGAGCAAGUGCAAAAAGAAUGCAUUUACCAGGUGAAGAUAAAUACUGGCAACAAGGUAUUUCUGCAUGUGCAGUUUGUGAUGGUGCAGUACCAAUUUUUAGAAAUAAACCAUUGGCUGUUAUUGGUGGUGGUGACUCAGCAUGUGAAGAAGCUUUAUUUUUAACAAAAUAUGCAUCAAAAGUUUAUAUGUUAGUUAGAAGAAAUGUUCUUAGAGCUUCAAAUAUAAUGCAAAAAAGAGCUCAAAAUAAUGAAAAAUUGGAAAUUUUAUGGAAUACUGAAGCUUUAGAAGCAAAAGGUGAUGGUAAAUUAUUACAAUCUUUAAAAAUUGUAAAUAAUAAAACUAAAGAGGAAAAAGACUUACAAGUUAAUGGUUUAUUUUAUGCAAUUGGUCAUAUUCCUGCUACUGAAGUUUUUAAAUCUUCAACUUUAGAAUUUGAUGAUCAAGGUUAUAUUAAAACUAAACCUGGUACUGCUUCAACUUCUAUUCCUGGUAUUUUUGCAGCUGGUGAUGUUCAAGAUAAAAUUUAUAGACAAGCUAUUACUUCUGCUGGAACUGGUUGUAUGGCUGCUUUAGAAUGUGAAAAAUUUAUUGCAGAACAAGAAGAUUGA